AUGGCAUCUGGGUACAAUCAAUUCAGUAGUUUUCACGGCUCACAUUUUGGUAGCUUAAAAGCUCUGGAAAUCGACAGGUUAAAGGACUUGGAAAAUAAAAUUGUACCUGUCGAAACGGCUAUCGUGAAAGAUGCAUCGAAUUCUAAUUCUCGAGAAAUGCUGAAAGAAUUGAAGGCGCUGGGUUUCUUUGGGCUUCAAGUUCCACAUGAAUAUGGAGGCCUUAAUUUAAAUGCUACAGAAUAUGCAAGGUUUUGUGAAAUCAUAUCACAAAAUGUACCUUUAGCGAUUUCUCUUAAUUCACAUCAAACUUAUGGUGUAAAAGGCCUACUUCUUGCGGGAAACAAGCAGCAAAAACAAGAAUAUUUAUCUCGCCUAGCUUCAGGAGAAUGGACAGCUGCUUUUUGUAUUUCAGAACCAAGUGGUGGAGCGAACCCUUUAGGAGUUGACACAAAAGCAACACCCUCAGAAGAUGGAGAAAAAUGGCUUCAGGAUAAAAGCAAGAAGGGCUAG
Gryllus bimaculatus (two-spotted cricket) is the source of this 510-nucleotide messenger RNA. The record is from the annotation of a GenBank genome assembly. NCBI's taxonomy places the organism in Eukaryota, Metazoa, Arthropoda, Insecta, Orthoptera, Gryllidae.